CAAUGGCACUUUUAGGCGCACAACUAGUCAUCACGCUGAUCAUGGUCAGCGUGAUCCAGAAGCUGAGUCCGCAUUUUUCUCUAGCCAAAUGGAUACUCUGUUCCACGGGUCUGACCCGUUACCUACACCCAACGGACGACGAGCUCCGAAAGUUGUCUGGUGUACCGCGGGAAAAGAGCAAAGGGAAGAAGGACAAACGCAACGGUCACCAUGCGAAUGGCGAGAAAUCGUCCACAUUCCAUAUUCCCCGCAGCUUGGACAUUCAGUUGGACUCGAUUCCGAUCUCGUCGUACGACAUUGUGCAUUUGCGCUUUUACACCGAGUAUCAGUGGCUGGUUGAUUUUAGCUUGUACUCUGUUAUCGUAUAUAUUACAUCCGAGGUGUAUCACUUUUUCUUCCCGCUGAAAGAAGAGAUCAACCUCAGCAUGUUAUGGUGCCUUCUGGUUGUAUUUUUUGCAUUUAAACUUCUAGCGUCUCUUACGGUGCAGUACUUCAAAAGUGAAGAAUCAAUCGGCGAACGAUCGACCUGCAUUGUGACGGGCCUAGCUUACCUGUUGAUCGCCAUGAUAAUCUUGAUCGUUCCCGAACAAACGUUAGAAGUUGGUCUGGAUAAGGCGUACCAUAGCUUUAACGCCAGUGCGUCGAGCUUCCUCGAGGGCCAGGGACUUAAUUCCUCUGGUCCAGCAUCAAAGAUUGUGGUGAAGUUUUUCAUUGCCGUCAGCUGCGGCUUCCUCGGAGCUUUGUUCACCUUCCCUGGAUUGCGAAUGGCGCGAAUGCACUGGGAUUCACUGAAGUUCUGCAAGGAUCGCAUUUGGUUAAAGUUUUUUCUCAACGUCAGCUUCGCUAUGCCGUUUCUGCUGGUUCUUUUGUGGAUCAAACCUCUGUCCCGGGACUAUCUUACUGCACGAGUAUUCUCAGGCAUGAGCUCCCCGAUACUUUCGACGGAAGCAUUUGAAACAAUGCGCCUUGGGGCGGUUGUUGUUGCAGUAGUUUUACGGUUUUUGCUGAUGCCCAUUUACCUACAAGCCUACCUCAAUCUCGCCUACGAUCGCGUAGAAGACCAAAAGAAGGAAGCCGGACGCAUAACGAACGUUGAGCUGCAGAAAAAGAUAUCAUCCAUCUUCUACUACCUGUGUGUGGUGACGCUCCAGUACGUUGCACCGAUCCUGAUGUGUCUGUUCUUUGCGUUAAUGUACAAAACGCUCGGCGAGUACACGUGGGACGGUGUGCUCAAGCAGUCGCUCCCGCUGGACGAGUGUUCCGCCGAUCUCGAGUACGAAAAAUCCAUAUUGGCUACAAUCGCGCGGACCAAAACGAUAAACAUACUCAGCACUGCCCAAAACUUCCACAUGUCGCUGCAAAACCUCAAGCAGGUUUUCACCAAAGAGGUCUACCGCGGGCUGUUUGGCUUUGCCACGUGGUGGAGCUGCUUCAUCUGGUUUGCCGCCAGCUCGCUCGGAAUGGUGUACCAGUCGUACUUUACCAAAUCGUGAAUGGCAUCCACCUGUGACGAACACCACCGAUACGGCGGGUGUAGCGCGGUUGUAAAUAGCCAACAAUCAUCAGCCUCGUCCAGCCGGUUCUCUUCCCGCUUUUAUCUAGAUAUGCAUUUUUUUUCACGCGGCUUGUGUCCUGAGCCAUGCGAACCUUUGUAUCGUUCGCAAGCUGAACCUUCGCGUAUCAGACACUAGUUUUAAACUUUCACUACUGUUUAGUCCCUUUUAGUUUUUCGGUUUUCAUACUAUUGCCUUUAAGCGACACCAAUGCCUUUUUUGUUGUGGUAUUUGUUUGUUUACGUAGAUUUAUAAUUUAUGCGUUUCCAUCGCUUCACCGUAGUGAUUCGAGUAAGAAAGUCAUUAGGAUAGAAAGGAUUUUUUGAACUGUGUCAAUAAAAAGUAAACCGUUUAGC
Anopheles nili is the source of this 1909-nucleotide messenger RNA. It is a transcript of the gene emei, whose product is annotated as transmembrane protein 161B. The transcript has 8 exons. The record is from RefSeq and is a predicted model, not a curated record. NCBI's taxonomy places the organism in Eukaryota, Metazoa, Arthropoda, Insecta, Diptera, Culicidae. The coding region runs from base 3 to 1493 and encodes 496 amino acids.